Molecule: messenger RNA, 337 nt
Organism: Alosa sapidissima (American shad)
Lineage: Eukaryota; Metazoa; Chordata; Actinopteri; Clupeiformes; Clupeidae
Product: histone H4
Exons: 1
Coding region: 26-337 (103 amino acids)
Biological process (GO): nucleosome assembly
Cellular component (GO): nucleosome
Molecular function (GO): structural constituent of chromatin; protein heterodimerization activity; DNA binding
Source: RefSeq, a predicted model, not a curated record
UGCAGUGCCCAGUUAAGUGCGAAAUAUGUCAGGCAGAGGUAAAGGAGGAAAAGGUCUUGGAAAAGGAGGCGCAAAGCGUCACCGCAAAGUUCUUCGUGAUAACAUCCAGGGGAUCACCAAGCCUGCAAUUAGGCGUCUUGCCCGCCGUGGUGGUGUGAAGCGUAUCUCUGGUCUCAUCUACGAGGAGACCCGUGGUGUGCUGAAGGUUUUCCUGGAGAACGUGAUUCGCGAUGCCGUCACCUACACCGAGCACGCCAAGAGAAAGACUGUGACUGCUAUGGAUGUUGUUUAUGCUUUGAAACGCCAGGGACGUACUCUGUACGGUUUUGGUGGUUAA